CAUCCGAAAAUCUAUUUAAAAAAUAUGAUAUAGGCAAGUUCUCGAUGCUCAGGGGCAGAAUAGUACUGACCCGUCAAUUAGGUCUCUAUGUGCUCAAGAAUUAUAUCCCAAGCGCUAUAAUAGUGAUCAUGACUUUCGUUGGCUUCUGGAUCCCCAUCUCGGCCUACCCGGCCAGAGUGGCACUCGUCAUAACAGCCCUAUUGGCUCUCAUUACACAACAGUAUCAGAGCUCUCAANAUCAGAGCUCUCAAGUGAACGUCUCGUAUAUAAUAGCGAUCAACGUUUGGAUGAUUAUAUGCAUUGCAUUUGUAUUCUUGGCUUUAAUUGAAUACGCGUUUGCCAUCACAUAUCACGACAACAUCACCGCAAAGGCCAAUAAAAUUAAAGCUCAAAAUCAUAAUCAUAAUAUGAAUGCGAAUACGAAUGAACCCAAAGAUAAUUUAAAUGUGGACCCAAAUGUCAAUUCAAAGUGGUUUAAAGUGUAUGCAAUCACUGGCUUUAAUAGUAAAGUCAAUCGCAUCGAUCAGAUCUCUCGAUACCUCUUUCCAUCGGUGACAAACACCGGUCCCCACACCGGUCCGGAAGAUAUGUUCAUUAAGACAAUCACUCAA
Oppiella nova is the source of this 611-nucleotide messenger RNA. NCBI's taxonomy places the organism in Eukaryota, Metazoa, Arthropoda, Arachnida, Sarcoptiformes, Oppiidae. The record is from the annotation of a GenBank genome assembly.